Molecule: messenger RNA, 1755 nt
Organism: Suillus fuscotomentosus
Lineage: Eukaryota; Fungi; Basidiomycota; Agaricomycetes; Boletales; Suillaceae
Exons: 9
Coding region: 1-1755 (584 amino acids)
Source: RefSeq, a predicted model, not a curated record
AUGUCAUCUGACUUGGACUUUGACACUCUGCCCCCAUCGCCGAAGCACAAGAACAAAAAGAACAACACUGAUGAGCUACUUCAAGCAGUUAGUGUCCACAAGAUGAAGAAGAUGAAAAGACUAGAAAACGGGAAGGUGAAGUCAGAUCCAAUGGAGAUAUACCGGAAUGCAGGACGAAAAGUCUCGUGUGUUCUCGAUCUCUUUGCCCUACCCUCUGUUGCUUUUCAUAGUGGUCUUCAACAUGACCGUGGAGGUAAAAUCAAUGAUGACCUAACUGAAGAAAUGAAGAGACGCCAUCUCCACCUGUACGAAGGGAUCCUCAACAUCAUACCAAGCCUCCGUGACGAGCUCGACACAAUUUCCAGUGACAAACUGUCGAAAAUCAUCUCUGCGAUCACCAAGGGGAUGAGUGACGCGCGAUCAAUGGCAUUUAGCUCUAUCAAACACAAAGGACUCAAGUAUGUGCCUCUGAACAUGCACAGCAAAGUGGACGCCCUCGAUCCUCCAAUACCUGAAGUCGAAGAUAAGUCGAUAGGAAUGGAGAAAUUACAGUCAGGAAAGCUCAAAAUGACCGCAAUGAAUUGGCCGACGGGGUUCUAUGAAGACGGCGUCUAUGAUUCGCAGGACAAAACCAAAGGUAUGUUUAGAAACCAUGUUGUUGCACGUUUCUACACGCACUUGUAUAUUGGCCCAUCAGCUGCAAUGGCUGAGUCUACCACUAGCAAGGCCUCGAAGAUGGCAAGAAAUCGUGUGUUUGGGUUGACAUCCGUCACCAAAAAUAUUAUUGCCAUCGUUCACAUCAUUACAUACUUCACUCUUAGUCAUGCGCAGACUUGGACGAACGAAAUCGGCACAAUGAAUCUCGAGGAGUUGUUUUGGGCCAUCAUCGACAUGCUUGAUGAUGACGAGGACCCAUGGGUUCAAGACACCAUCUUGUGGUGGAACGCCCGCGUUGGAUCAGGUGUUCAUCAGGCCAAAUUCAUCAAGAAACCGUCCGACUCAGAUGAUGACUCGGAUCAAGAAAACGACAUCGCCGAGAUCAAGGCUCAGUCAAAACGGCCAGCAGCUGCAGCAUUGUUCGACAAUCACGAGCCUCAGUGUCCUCCUGUCGAAAAAACUUCCACUGCUCCGCUCCCUCGACCUGUGAAACCAAAGCCUCGGCCUCGACCUCAACCAGCAGCUCAACUUGAAGAGUCCAGUGACGAGGAUCCUGUACCUGUGGUACCACCUUCGACAUGCCCAGCAUCAAAGAAGAUUCGAACUGAGCACCAUCGACUCCCCGAAUCUGACGAGGAUCUUGAGUAUCGUGCACUGUCACCUUCUACACCCCCUGCGAAGAAGACUCAACCCCACUCUCAAACUGCCAAGCGCCCUCGACCCGCACUCGUCGAGGAUGACGAGGAACCUGCACAGUUGUCCUCCCCACCUCCAGCAAAGAAGAUUCAAUCUGACUCUCCUCUACCCCCACUUACCGAGGAUGAAGAUGACGAGCCCUCGCCUCCGCCACCACCGAAGCCUACGAAACAGGCAAAGAAAGUAGCACCUCGCCCCGUUGUCCCUUCCUCCCCUCAGCCUGCUGCAACAAAGCUCAGCUUGAAGAUAAAACUCACCCCGGCUAAUCCGCCAUCCAUCGAGGAUGAAGACAUCACUCCCGACGCACCAGUCGCAUCGAAGAAAAAAGGGAAGAAGACCUCUCCUACCGAAGCUACCAAACGAAACCCUCCUCGCCACAAGAAACGGACGAAUGGCUUCUAG